This is a messenger RNA of Geodia barretti, 1341 nucleotides long. NCBI's taxonomy places the organism in Eukaryota, Metazoa, Porifera, Demospongiae, Tetractinellida, Geodiidae. The record is from the annotation of a GenBank genome assembly.
AUGAGCGCAACCCGAACCCUGGCUCAGUUUAUUGCCGACACCGACUUUGAGAACCUGCCGCCUGCGGUGGUGGAAGCGGCCAAAAUUGCCAUCCUGGACGGUGUGGCCAACAUGGCCGCCGGUUCGGUGCAGGAACUGGCCGACAUCAUCGGCCGCUACGUGCGGGACGCCGGCGGCUCGCCGCAGGCUUCGGUGGUGGGCUGGGGCUACAAGACCAACCCCCCGGCCGCCGCCUUUGCCAACGGGGUCUUCGGCCACUGCCUGGACUACGAGAUCCAGGGUUUCCCGCCCACCCAUGGAACCUCAUCGUGUCUACCGUCGGCCCUGGCGCUGGCGGAACACCACCACAUCCCGGGCGAGCGGGUCAUCACCGCCUAUGUCUUGGGCUGGGAAAUCCAAGGGCGGUUGCGGGCCGCCUCGGCGCCGGCCACCGCUCCCGCGUAUCACCCGCCCGGCCUGGUGGGUCCCAUGGGCGGCGCGGCGGCCUCCGCCAAGACCCUGGGCCUGGACGCUGAUCAAACCCUGAUGUCUCUGGGAAUUGCGGCCUCGCGCACCGGCGGGCUCACCGCCAACACCGGCACCAUGGUCAAGUCCACCCACCCGGGCAACGCCGCCCGCAUGGGCGCCGAGGCGGCCAUCCUGGCCGGCAUGGGCUACACCGCCAGCGACGUGGCCCUGGAAUCCCCGGUGGGUUACGCGGCCGCCCUGUUCGGUGGCGAGUUCGACUGGGACACCGCUACCGGCGGGCUGGGCGCGUCGUGGCGGUUGCUCGACCCGGGCUUUGACAUCAAGCGGUUCCCCGCUCAAGUCUAUAUGCAGAACGCGAUCGAGGCGGCGCUGAACCUGCGCGAACAAAACGGCCUGGCCGUCGCCGACAUCGAGCAGGUGACCAUCCACCGCCGUGGACGGGGUCAUUCCGGACCGGUGCCUCGCAGCGGUUUGGACGGUAAGUUCAGCGUGGAGUACUGCGCCGCCGCCGCCAUCCUGGACGGGCAGGUCGGUAUCGACACUUUCACCGACGCCCGCCGUUUCUCGCCGGACAUGGAGGAAAUGCUGGGUCGCAUGCGGGUGGAACCGGAAGGCCCCGAGUCGGGCGCCACACUCGCCACCGCGGCGCUCAAGGACGGGACCACGAUCAGCGCCGAAUGUUCUGCUUUCCGCGGGUCGGCGUCCAAUCCCAUGUCCCGGGAUCAGCGCCUCGAAAAGGUGCGCGACUGCUUCCAGCGCGCUCUUUCCGAAGCCGAUACCGAGCGCGUGCUGGAGAUGCUGGAGAACCUGGAGCAUGUCGACGACGUGAGCCAGUUGAUGAGCGUGUUGGGUCAGGCGGCGGCCAGAGGCUGA